CGAAUGAUCAGUUUAGUAAAUGGAAUGCAAACUCACUCGUGUCUUAUGAGCUUUAUUCACUUUUAAGUUCUGAACAGUCAUUUUAACGAUCAACAUGAUCCCCCCUGCUGAGUCUUUAUUGAAGUAUGAUAACCCUGUGCUGGUGAGCAAGAACACAGACAAGAAAUCACCAAAGGCUCGACCUUUGAAAGUGAGUCCAAAACAGCCUGUCAUCUCUGGUCCAGUUCCACCUCCACCCAAACCCAAAUCCCCUUCAGCUGAUCUGAUCAAGGAACAAACAGAGGAGAUUCUAAAUGCCAUUUUGCCCCCAAGAGAAUGGAUGGAGAACAGCCAGCUCUGGGUGCAGCAGGUGUCCAGCACACCGUGCACUCGCAUGGACGUGGUUCAUCUGCAGGAACAGCUGGAUCUUAAACUACAGCAGAGACAGGCUAGAGAAACGGGUAUCUGCCCAGUACGCAGAGACCUCUACACACAGUGCUUUGAUGAGCUCAUCAGACAGGUUACCAUCAACUGUGCUGAGAGAGGCCUGCUGCUUUUACGAGUGCGAGAUGAAAUUCGCAUGACCAUUGCAGCCUAUCAAACCCUGUAUGAGAGCAGUGUGGCCUUUGGUAUGAGGAAAGCCCUGCAGGCAGAGCAAGGAAAGUCUGACAUGGAGAAGAAGAUUUUAGACUUGGAGGAUGAGAAGAAAGAGCAUGAAAGGCAGCUGAAUGAGCAGAAGGCUAAAUGUGAAGCCAUUGAGAGACGAGAAACUGAACGGCGACAGGUUGAAGAGAAAAAGCACACAGAGGAGAUCCAGUUUCUCAAACGCACAAACCAGCAACUUAAGGCCCAACUGGAAGGAAUCAUUACUCCAAAGAAAUAAAAGCUUCAUGCUUUAAAUGAAACACAAAUAAAAUUUAUUUGAUGACAUUUGA
Trichomycterus rosablanca is the source of this 914-nucleotide messenger RNA. RefSeq names its product dynein, axonemal, light intermediate chain 1 (gene dnali1). Gene Ontology annotation, molecular function: dynein heavy chain binding. The record is from RefSeq and is a predicted model, not a curated record. Bases 95 to 862 code for a protein of 255 amino acids. The transcript has 6 exons. Gene Ontology annotation, cellular component: axoneme; filopodium. Lineage: Eukaryota; Metazoa; Chordata; Actinopteri; Siluriformes; Trichomycteridae.